Messenger RNA from Pelobates cultripes (western spadefoot toad), 204 nucleotides. The record is from the annotation of a GenBank genome assembly. Lineage: Eukaryota; Metazoa; Chordata; Amphibia; Anura; Pelobatidae.
AUGCUAAGAAAAGGGAUAUACUCUUCCCACUUGCACUGAGAAAAGUUCCAUGGCCAAGCCGAAACCCCUCAGACAACCCACCCAACCACCCUUACUCCCCGAAGCCCAAGAACCCGUCAACUCAUGAUCACUGCAAAAUAAUAGGAUGCUGCAGACAGUUAAGUAACCUAGAAAGGUACGACACUCCCUGUGCCGGGCCUGCAG